Molecule: messenger RNA, 1173 nt
Organism: Stegodyphus dumicola
Lineage: Eukaryota; Metazoa; Arthropoda; Arachnida; Araneae; Eresidae
Source: RefSeq, a predicted model, not a curated record
CUUAAUCCAAUUUAAAUGCUGCUCCUAUUCACCUCAAAAGGACUAAUUAUUUGUUCUUUAAAUGCAGUUGCUUUGAAGCGUUUCAAGUAAAAGAGAUGAAAUACGCCGUUGUUGUCUUGUGUUUGGUUGUAGCUUCUGCUGCAGCUUUACCUGCCCGACCUUCUCGAUCAUCUGCUCUUGAUUUAUUCAAGGAUUUAGAAGACAUCAUCCAAGAAGAUGUAAAGAUUUUCUUCGGAAAACUCGUAAAUGUUAUCCAUCAUGUGGAAGAACCUUUAACUCAUUUAAAAGAAAUUGUUCCUGAAGUAAAUAAGGAACUACAUGAAAGAAUUGAUGAGCUACUAGCUGGACUUAAGAGGUUGGCCGAGAAAAUUCAAGAGCUCAUUAGGAAGCAAAGUGUUUUCUAUGGUUUUGAUCUUUUGGACAAUCUGACUGAUCUUACUGGAGGCACCAAGUUGGGCACGGUAUUGCAGCUUAUGAGCCUGGCUGAUAAAACUCAUAAAGUAAUCAACGAUGCUAAAGAGUUUGUUCCUCAUCUUAAAACCACUUUGGAGAAAAUGGAAUCUCGUCUGGAAGCUCAUGUGACCGAUUUUGCAACUCAUGUAUUAAAGGAACUUGGUCUUCAGAACACGUUAUCUCAAAGCGUAGUGAAGAAAAUUGAAGAUCUAUUCGAAAAAGUUGAAGAAGAAGCUCACGUUUUACUUCUUGAUCUCUUGCAUAAGAUGGAGCAGACAUUUGAAGUAUUAAAGGAAAAGCUUCCCGAAGAGUACCAGAAAGUCAAAGAAGCUGUCAAAGAAGUUCAGUCCAAAAUUCAUGAGCUCGUUGAGGAAAUUGAACAGACUCUUGUCUUUCGAAGCUUCGACUUAUUGGACAUUGCUGGUAACGUAAGUGGAGGAACAUCUCUUGGCACAGUCUUCAAGGUAAUGAGUUUGAUUAAUAAAUUUAACACCGUUGUUCAAGACGUUAAAAACUUUGGCCCAAGAGCUGAAGUUGUGCUCCAACAUAGCGUUAAGAAAGUGGCUGACAGCGCUCAAGAUUUCUUCUCUCAUGCAGCUGACAAACUGGUGAAAAUAUGAAAAUAUAAGUUAUAUUUUCAAAAAGACAUGAAAAUGAUUUUGAAAAGGAAAUACAGCAUACUCUAUGAAAACUAUUGUGAAUAAAAUUACUAUGAUUUAA